GUAAAAUUGGAUUGCUUUUGAAAUUGGUUGGUUAACUUUCCGAUAAAUCCUAUUUAAAUAGUUUAUAAAUGGAUUGGUUCAAACGAACGCAUCCGGUUAGUUGUUUUUUUGUGACAGUUAAAAAAUCAAAAAGUAACUAGAAAAUUCGGCUUGUCCUACUUGUCAUCGUUCGUUCCCGUAUCCCGCAAAUGGCAUGGCAGAUUACAAUGGCAGCGAGCAGUGGCGGAGUAGAUUGGACGUGUGUCUUGAAACCGUUUUUAUCGAAAAAUUACGAGAAUUCCAACCCAGCUGAAGUGAUAGAAUUAUGUUCGGCUAUUGUUAAAAGCGAAUCUGAGAUUUUACGCCAUAAGGAUAGUAAUAAAAAUUUCUUCAAUUCUUUUGCUGUUUUAGCUGCUGAUUACAUUAGCAGUAGCACAAGUGGAUUAUCUGCAAGCCAGCUAGAGACUGUAAAUGCCGCAUGUAGAGUGUUAUUAAAAUAUUUGUUAAGUGCCCUAAACUCGACUUCUAGUGAACCAAAUUUGAACAGUGCUCAAAUCGAACGCUACAUAAAUGCUAUCCGAGUGUUGUGCAUAGGCACCGGAUUGCUCUCCACGUCAGAGGUCACUGUCCUCGUCGACAGCAUGAAGGGGGAGAAUUUACCCCAGCAAAACCCGGCGCCUCCAGGUAACGACAAAGAUGUUAGUAACAAGCAAGAGUCCCCUAAGAAUCGUUCGGAUUUAUCCGUCAGCAUCUACGAACAAUUAACAUUGCCUUUACGCGAUGGCCGAACAGCCACAUCGGAUGUGGGAGCCAGCGGUUCGUCUGCUGUACCCGACUUAACACCCGGUAGAGAUCCUUCAUCUGAAAUUAACAGGUUAUUUUUAAAGUCGAAUCAAGAGAGUUUGCAAGCCCUGAGGGCCGGCGACACGCUGGUGGACUUGUGCCUUAGUUUACCAUCCAUAAAACGAGCCAAAUCCAAAGUAGAAGAAGCGCUAGCCGGCAAACCGUUCUGCUUGCCUUCUAACCACGCCGAAGCCACCGCCCUUCGAAACCACUUAUCCUCGACACUAUCGGAGAUCAUGCUGGCGAUGUCGGCCAUCAAUCUACCGGUUUUGGAGCCUUUAACGUCGAGUAAACUGGACAAACUGUGCAGCCUUGCCAUGGCGGUGUUGCAUUGCGCUCUGAGCCAAGCGGCCGCGGCCGCCGUGCUAUCGAUGAGCGCCGUAGUCUCGCCGAAAUGCUCCAACCAGCAAUCGCAAGCCGGCUUGAAGGAGGACGAUCUGGAUUCCAACGCUGUAUCCCUCGUCGAAGAAGCCCUAAACAUGUACAACUUCAUUGGAAACGUGAUUAAAACGUCUACGAGAGCCGGUGGACAUGUGUAUCAGAACUAUCUGCUGGCCGGCGCUUGGGUGUUGGUUUCCGGUCUCCAAACGCAUUUGACCACCACCACGACGGAGAAGACUCCUCACCUUCGGGAGCGCGACGAGAAAGGCAGGAGUCCGUGUAAAUCUCGCGAGGGCAAUUCGGCUCGAUCCGGUUUGCAGAAAUUCCAGCAAUCUUUCGGCGUCCUUUCCGUCGCCUUGGCGUCGAGGGCUCUGCAUUUGCUGUCGGAAUUGUUCGAUGAUUUGUAUUUGGAAGUUUGCAGCGGCGCUAGUAGCAUCGUGCAGGUCGAACCCGCUCCGUUGGCGAUCAUGGGACAGUUCACGGCUCUGCAGAGAGUAUCGAGGAUACUGAACGCGGCGCCUUUAAAUCAUUUGUUGUUUUAUUUAGCAAUCGUAAGCUAUAGAAAAGCGUGUACUUUGAAGAGACUGCAUCCGCCUGAAGGUGAUACGUUCAGUCAAUCAGAUUCCACCACUUACUACGAAGAUAUGAUCAUGUGUUCCGAUGACAGUUCUACGGAUGAUGAUGAAGAUAGCGAGCCGAUAUUGGGCCAGUGGUUCGAAGAAACGUUGGCUCCGCCUGAAAUCGUCGAAACCAAAUCGCCGUCGUCGUCGGAAAACGUGGAAGCGAAAUCGGACGGGCACGAUCGUACUAGAAUUGUCGUUCCGGAAAAAGGCGAAGCGCAUGGUUUCAUCGCGCUAUCUACCAGCGUUUUCGCUUUCAUGAAUAAACAUUUUUUAUGUACUAAAAGUACAUUCAUCUCGAGAUACGUCAAGAACGGUUUGACCGAACAACAAAUGAUCAUCUUGGCGGCUAUUAUUAGAGAUCUGGAUAGGGAAACUGCUCGAACGGAAAUCUGUACCAUUUCGGUGUAUUUCGGUCAAGCUUUGGCCCAACUUUACUGCGAAUUCUCGGGUGCUCUGACUCGAUUCGCUCACAAUUUAGUCACAAACAACAACUUGAGUAACUUGCAAGCGUGUCUGUUGAACCAUUUGGGGGUUUCGCCGUGGAAUACGGACGUGCCCCACGCGUGGCCCUUGCAGGUUUAUCCGAGAACACUAGCCAUUUUGGCGCAGGUGUUGUUGCUGAGACCUCAAAACGAAAAAGAAGCUUCUGUCAUAAGUAUUUGGCACCGAUUGGUCAAUACUUUGAUUGAGAAUGUACUCAAUAAUGCGCACUCUGUUAUUGAAUCGGAAAAUGAAGAUUUGAACGUUGAACACGCGCAGGUUUUGUUGUAUCUGUUCCAUUCCCUUAAUUUAAUGCAGAAAAAAUCUGUCGUGUUGCUUAUGGCUGGAGGUGUAUUGAGAUGCUCCGAGAUUGCUAGAGGUCCUUUAAAAGAUUCACAAUUAUUGCACUUGUCAAGAUUGUUGUUGCUUUUUGAUUACAUCAUGAAGCAUUUGUACGAUCCACCCACUUCUCUAUUAGAACAGAUCCAAUGGAACUUGUUUUAUCUAACAAAUUUGAACUCGGAAAGCGAAAAAGACGACAGCUUGACGAGAAUGUACACGGCCUGGCAGGACAUCGAGGAUAAUUACCGUAAAAUAUCCGCCGUCGACGAGCUGGCUAUGAAACCUCGCUUUUACAUUCUAACGAAUUUAGACGUAAACAACCAGGACGCUCCCAAAUUGGACGGUCUAGCGUGCAAUUUCAUCUUAGGAACGCCCGAUAAACUCAGAUAUCCGCUGUUAUUGGACGCUCUGAUCGAAAUUUUAAACGUCACUCACAUUACAUCCGGAGCGAACGCGUUCAAAAUGAGUUUCUUGGGACUGUGCGCCACGCAAUAUUGCUUCACCAUUUGUUGGAAAUUGUUGCAGUUACUUCCGCCUUCGAUGUCUUACAUGGAACGGCUUACAACAGGCGAAAACCUCACAGCAGGGCCCCUUUUACUGCAUUCGUUGAUUUGGGGACCUAGAGCCUCGCACAAGAAUUUCAAUAGAUGGUUGAAAGAUUGUCUCACGAAACAAGGAAUGUACACUCAGCAUACUGAUAAAUUGUUGAAGGAAGUAUCGGAAGCUGUGAAUAAUAUCAAGUACGACAUUACUAAUGCUAAAAACUGCAUUAUAUCCCUAACUCCAGACGUGAAAAAAGAUUUAGUAAAGAAAGAGGAUUUACCGCCAUUGUGGCAUCUUUUCCUUUUGGACGCUCUAAUGACCAAAGUCCAAGUGGGUCUGGAAGAGCCGGAGGGUUCUUCCGAAUCCAGUUCCAUCACGCUUUCGAACGGGACCUAUGUUCAAGACCUCUUACCGCACGUCCUGAGACUCACCCAGGCGAUUUUACAUUGCACCAGAUGGUCUUUGUUGCACACCAUCGCCGAUCAGAAUGCCUCGUCCAAUAAAUUUUCGUUGCAAAAUUUCGAAGGUUUGCAGGACGUCUUGGCGAUUUCCUCCACCAAAAACACCCUGACGAGUUCCCUUUCGUCCGAAUUGACGUCUCUACUGCCGUCGUGCGUCAGCGCCAAUCAAUUGCAAUCGUACAAAUCGAUUCUGGACGAUUCCUUCAUCGCGUCCUGUCAGAACGACAUUAUUCCAUCGGAGAGCGCCAUUUUGAAGGUGGUGGACGCACACGUCGCGACGCUUUCUCUAAGCAGUCCUUACAGCAUAAAUUUAUCACUGAGGCGACUUUUGCAAUGCCUGGUGAAAUUUAUCUGUGAUCACGCGCCGAAAACGGAAAACACCGAUACUAAAAACAAAGCGAUCGAACUGUUGGUAUCGAUUACGUUAGAUUUACGAACUGAAUAUUUAUACGAUUCGGUAACGAAAACAUUGGAUAAGAUGAUUGGCGAUACGGAAACCGACGAACAUCAGAAACGCGUUUACCUGAGAGUAUUGGAACAUACAUACAAAUUAAUCACCAACUACACGUCGGGAAAUUCGGAGCAUUACAGUUCGAACAUCGACGAAAACGUCUUGCACCAUUGCCUGAAGUUCUACGAAAAAAUCAUCGAGAAAUCCUCGGGUCGACAGGCCUUGGAAAUAUUCUUCACCGGCGAGAAGGACCUGGUGAAAGUCCUCAUGUCCGUGUCGAGUCCGCAGACGUCGCAACAGUACGGCACGAGGGUGUUGCGUUUCUUCAACAAACUCUUCCAAGCUGCUGAAAAGAGCUCCACCGAUCCGAGCCUGAACUACCUCUGUUCCAGCAUGAGCAAACUGGCCGACGUCGACAACGAGAAACUCCAAACGUGGCUGCGCCAGAUCAUCAUCGGCACCGGCGGCGUCGAGCCGCUGGUCUCGUCGGCGACGCUCAACAAGGACGACAGCCCGGCCACGUCGAGCAACGGCAAAUACACCAUCACGGCCUUCGAUAACAAGGAUUUAUCGUCGCCUUCCAGCGCCGAUCAAAAGUCUCUAGUGCAAGAAAACAGUCAAUUACUACAGGCUAUAACUAGCUUUAUCGUGAAACAAAACAGCAGCGUGUCCGAAGAAGUGUCUAUAACUAUAUUGAAAGCUCUUAUUCAAUUAGCUAAGUAUUUGCUUUCGCCCGCUUUCGAAGGAGCCGGAUUCACCGAUCUCAUGGUAGAUAUGAUCAUGUUGGCGAACGCCGGAUCGGGCAAAGGCCACAGCUUCCUGUUCCCGGCGACGGCGGGUUGGAUAGAAAUUUGCAACCAAUACACUACAGAAAAAGACGUCGCCGAUAAACUCACGAACGAUUCGGACGGUUCGAAGAGCAGCGCCAUGAUCGAGGCGGCCUCCUGCAUCCUCGAAUACGUCAGCGACGUCGUGUCGUCGAUCACAGCGCAACGAUCGCCGGCGGUCGCGCGGCCCCUCAGCCCGCCGUGGGAGCACGAAACCCCGUUGGACUUGGACUCGGAGUGGCCGGACUUCGGCGACGACGACGACAGCGGCGAGGACAGCGACGAGGAUUCGCUGUGCAACAAGCUGUGCACGUUCACCGUGACGCAAAAGGAGUUUAUGAACCAGCACUGGUACCAUUGUCACACGUGCAAGAUGCUCGACGGCGUCGGCGUGUGCUCGAUAUGCGCGCGCGUCUGUCACAAGGGGCACGAUUUGAGCUACGCCAAAUACGGGAAUUUCUUCUGCGAUUGCGGCGCCAAAGAGGACGGCACGUGCCAGGCGCUGGUGAAGAGGAGUCCGCAAAUCUGCGAGGGUAACGCGGCGUCCGGGGCGGUCGGUAGUUCGGAGCAUAUAUUGACUAGCUCGUUGAGGAGGAGAACCUCGAGUCCUGUACCUACUGAUAAGACUGUUUAUAAAGAAAGGAAAUCGAUCAACACAGUGAAGCAUCUCGACGGCGCCAAGGAAUUUAUAGUAUACUACUUGGGAGCGAGUUUAAUAACGCGUUCUCUGUUGGAUUUCUUGUGCUCGUUGAUACCCGCCGUCGAAGAUCAUUGUCGCAAGAACUCGUUGGUGGGAUGUCACAAUCGAGGCGUCAAGGCGCUCGAUCAGUUGUAUUCGAACGAGAAGAAAUACGUGAAUACCGAUCAAUUGAUGGUGCCCACGCUGGGCUCGCAAGAGGGCGCUUUCGAGAACGUUCGCAUGAAUUACGCGGGCGAACAAGGCCAAACGAUUCGACAGCUUCUAUCUGCGCAUAUAAUUCGAAGGAUAGCGAUGUGCUGUAUGACUUCUACGCAAGGCAGAAGGCAACAUCUGGCUGUAUCACACGAGAAAGGAAAAAUAACCGUCCUGCAAUUAUCGGCGUUGUUAAAACAAGCCGAUUCGUCGACGAGAAAACUAACGUUGACCAGACUAUCUACUGCACCUAUACCGUUUACCGUACUAUCUCUAUCCAGUAAUUUGUGUAACGAAGACUUUCUGGCAGUUUGCGGUCUUAAAGAUUGCCAUGUAUUAACAUUUACAUCGAGCGGCUCGGUGUCGGAUCACCUGGUGCUCCAUCCUCAAUUGGAAACCGGCAAUUUCAUCAUAAAAUCGAUCUGGUUGCCGGGCUCGCAAACGAAGCUGGCCCUCGUCACGGCGGAUUUCGUCAAAAUCUACGAUUUGAGCGCGGACGCCGUCAGUCCCGAAUAUUUCUUUUUGGUGCCCAGCGGUAAGAUACGCGAUUGCACUUUCAUGUACGAAGAGGGCACCUACCACAUACUACUCAUGUCGUCGCCCGGCCACAUCUACACGGAAAUUUUAAACGAAGAUUCUUCUACCAAAUACGGAUCGUUUUACGUGACUAAUACGUUGGAGGUGUUCCACUUGGAAGCGGCCGACGUUAACGGUCAAGUAGCAGGAGGCGGCGUGUCGAUUUACUACUCGCACACGCUGGGGCUUCUGUUCUACAGCUACGCUCAAGGGAAGAGUUUCAUAUCGCCGAUAACGCCGAACAGCAACAGUCUACCCGCCGCGUUUCCGAUCAAUCUUCCGCAGUCGAACAACAGCACGUCGAAGAGUAACGGCCCGAAGAAUCCCGCCGCCCAACCGCUCUGCCAGUGGACGGAGAUUCCGAAUCAUCCCGGUUUGAUUUGCUGCGCCAUGCAAUCGAACAACAAUCCCGUCAUUUUGAUGCUCAGACCGGACACCGUUAUGAUACAGGAAAUUCGAGUGGUGCCGGCUAAAUCGAAAAUAAUGGAUAUGGUAGCGAUCAGGCACAAUUCCGGAAACGAUUUGAGAACGACGUUGAUAUUGCUCUGCGAAGACGGGAGUUUGAAAAUGUAUAUGGCUAAUAUGCAACAAACGGGAUUUUGGAUGUCUCCGAACAUCCAAGCGACUAUAGUCAACGCCACGGUGAAACCCAAGAAAAAGAAAGCCAUCAAAUCGGGCAAAACGACGAAUUCGUUGAACUUCCCCGUGGAUUUCUUCGAACAUUGCACCGCCAUGAGCGACUUGGAGAUCGGCGGCAACGAUCUACUCCAAAUCUACAAUCAGGCUCAAUUGAAGCACCGCCUGAACACCACCGGCUUGUACGUGGCAUGCAACAAACCCUUAGGUUUCACCAUCGACAUCAACAACAACGACUCCAACAUGGUAAUGGUGGGUCUGAGGGUGCUGAUUGGCAGCCAGGACGUCCAGAGGUGUCCUUCUUACAUUCGAAUAUUCGAGCGGAUCAUACCGUUCGCGGCGACGCGCAGCCGAUGGUACGACAUACCGUUUUCGCGUGAGGAAACCCUCCAAGCCGACAAGAAACUGAGCAUCCUCUUCGGACCAUCGCAAGACGCCGAAAACGUCACAAUGGUGGAUAGCAUCAAGGUGUACGGGAAAACCAAAGACGCGUUCGGUUGGCCCGAGGAGAACGAAGAGAACGUACCAGCGGGUGGUAACAGCAAUAACCAACAAAUCGUCGCCAGCUCGGAGAACGAGCAUUGCUCCGGCAGCAAACCGCAGCUGACCAAGCUCGAAAAGCUCGUCGUCAGCAUUUUGGAAUCGCUCGACGGUACGUUCUCUCUUCACACGGCCGACGAUAAAAUAGCGAAUUUCAAAACGUCUACGUUACAAGUCGCCACGCAACUUCUAACGCUACCCACACAACCGUCCAUUCAAAUCCAUUCGAAAGCUCUAUUGUCUUCGCUGUACUCGACCAAGCAGCAGUACCACAAUUACAAGGACCAGGCGAUAUUGCAGCACGUGUUGCAAACGCUAACGGAAAUGACGAAUUCCGACGUUAAAGAUUUAGACGCCGAGAGUUAUUACAGAUUGGUGUUGCUCGUACGAGGCAUAGCCGUGUCGCGUCCGCAGAAUCUCGUCAAGUUCGCCGACAGCCACACUUCGAUACAAGACGUCGUCUUGGACGAUCCUUUAGAGAGUAUAUUUAAUCCAGAUAAAAAACCGGAGAAAAAACCGAAAAGCCAACACCUCCUUAUCCAGCUAAUGGAAGUCCUCUGGUUGCUUCAUUCGUUGAAUCCCGACAUACCGUCGCUGUCUCUGGUCGUAUCGAAAGGUCUCAAGCACACCGAGCGCAUCGUCCACGCGCUCGUCGAGAUCGUGCACGCCUUCAACGCGUGCGACGCCUACGGCGACGUCACCAUCGGCGUCUACCUCCGGCUGUUGUUGUGCGACGAUCCGCAGAUCGCGUUCAGCGUCAACCAAGCGCUCGGCAUCGUCCUGAAGCCGAAGACGAAGCGUCGCAAGGUGCUGAUACCGAGCCCGCCGCGAUGCGCGUCGCCGCCGCCGCCGGCCAAGAGCUCGGACGGCGAGGCGGCGAAACCGCCGCCGGUCGCGGCGCAACAAACUAGCAGAGAGGAGGCGAACCGGUUCGACGUCGACGCCGUCGAAUCGAUCGGGUUGUUGGAGCAGAACGGCCAGCAGCAGAACAAUCUCGACGUGAAUCCGCUGGAGGCGCUGCUCGGCGGCGGCGUCGGGUUUCCGCAGCUUUUGGACGCCGACGACGAGGCUAUGGUCGAGUUGGCCAUCGCGUUGAGUUUGCAAGAACACGACAUCGGCGGCGAGCAAAACCAAACUCUACAAGGCUUGCAGCUGGGCAACGAAGUCGUUCUCGGCCAUCAAGUCGGACAGUCGGCUCAGGCUCAAGAAGCCGCGAAUUUCAGCGAUACCACAGCUUCUGCGGCCGGUUCGGACGACGAAGGCUCUACGGCGGCCACGGAUGGAUCCACUUUGAGAACUUCACCGGCCGAGCAGGCCGGUUCCGAGAGCGGCGGUAGCGGCGUGGAAAGUAUCACGGGCGAGCAUAACGUCUCGGGAAGGUCUUCGGCGUACGGAGACAACAUUCAAGAAGCGAUAAACUUGGUGUCGAGAUCCGAUACGAGUUCCAUCGCUAAUACCGCCGGCUUAACGGAGACCGAUGCUCCGCACGACGAUGUCGAAAUCGAAACGGAAAAUAGCGGUAGAUUGCACGUGCUGAGAUUGCAGCUGUUGGAGAAAUUGAUCGAGUACUUGCCGAAAUUGAAGUCCGUCGAUGGCGUUCGGGCCAUUCCGUUCCUGCAAGUGGUGCUCCAACUCACCACCGACAUUGACGGUCAUUGCGAACGCGAUCGCGCCUGUUUGGUGUCGCUGUUGGCCGCCAUCAUAUCCGAAUUGCAGCUGAAUAACGAUAAUUUUUCGGAUAUUUGCACUAGAACUAAACAGAGGGAGGUGCAAUUGAUACUGCUUCGUUUGCUCAGCGUAUUUAUGCAAAGGGUUAAAAUAUCGUGGCCGAAUUCCGGUAAAACUACCGCUUCGGAGAAUUCCACUUACGUCUCGCGUACGACGGCUACGGCCCUGCACAAAGCCGAUAUAAUCAAUUACUGCAACAAGCUUCUGCAAGCGCUGUUAUCUUAUUGGAGGACUUCAAACGAAGAAGAAGAUUCCAAUACGGCCUCUGGUCACCUAUUGAAGGAACGCUUGCCGCAUCCGCCGCCUGAUAUGACGCCUUUCUUCCAGAAGCAAUUCGUCAAAGACAAUCGCGACGUUUUCCAAACCUACCCUCAACUACUCACCGAAAUCACACUGAGAUUACCCUACCAAGUGCACAGGCAUUCCGAAGUAACGGAACCAAUUAGUCUAGCUUUCGACGUCUCUUGGUACAAUCACCUUUGCGACUACAUGAUGACCCCGCAAACUCCAUUCGUGAGACGUCAAGUAAGAAAAUUAUUGAUGUUCAUUUGCGGCAACAAAGAAACGUACAGGCAACUUAGAGAUUUGCACGGGCUGCGCAACCACAUGAAGAAAGUGAGAGAAUGUUGCAAUAGAGCCGGUUACCAACCGGCCAUGGACGUUCAACACGCUCUGAGUCUACCGUACGACGCCCUCGUCGAGCUCAUCGAGCAUCUCAAAUAUUGCGUCGAGAUCGCCCAAAGUCGCACCGGCAACUGGCAACGGUUCUGCAUCAAAGAGGACGAUGUCAUUCAGUUUUUGAUGCGCGUCAGUUUCCUGCUAGACGACGGCGUAGCGCCUACGGUCUUGCAGCUCUUGCAGAGCGCUUUGGUCAUCAAUGUAUCCUCUACGAAGAAAGCGGAGACGAGCAAAGCGACGUCGUCGCGAAAGGACCGCGAAAAAUCCGACGAUUCGUGCGUCGAAGCCGCCUUCGAGGAGUCCAAUUCCGUAAUAUUAGUAGAACAGAUCACCAAGCAGAUAUCUCGAGAAGUGUUCGCUAGAUUCGUGAAGACGUUUAUGUUGGAGACUAAUAUAACGUCGGUGCGUUGGCAAGCGCACGCGCUCGUUCAGGCUAUUUACAAGAACUCGAAAUCGAAGGAUCAGGAGUCCAUUUUGGAGCUGUUGUGGCAAUUGUGGCCUCUAUUGCCAGCUUACGGACGCAAAGCGGCGCAAUUCGUCGAUUUGCUGGGUUACUUUUCUCUCAAGUACACGGAGAAACCCGAAGGGGCUGUUUCGAUUCCGGAGUAUGUGGAACGAGCUUUGAGCGUCCUGAAAGCUCAGAACGAGAUGCUGGCGCAUCAUCCGAACGCCAAUUUGUACGCGCACAUGGGCCAGUUUGUAGAUUUAGACGGCUAUUAUUUGGAAUCGGAGCCUUGCUUGGUUUGCAACAAUCCCGAGGUACCUUUUACCAUGAUAAAAUUGAGUUCCAUCAAAAUCGAUUCCAAGUUUACCACCACGACGCAGAUAGUUAAACUGCUAUCCAGUCACACUAUCAGCAAGAUAACCAUACGAAUAGCCGACUUGAAGCGGACGAAAAUGGUUCGAACGGUGAACAUUUACUACAACAACAGAUCCGUACAGGCCGUUGUCGAAUUGAAAAACAAGCCCGCUCUGUGGCACAAAGCUAAAAAAGUGACCUUACAAAGCGGCCAAACCGAAGUCAAAAUCGAAUUUCCCCUACCGAUUGUCGCUUGCAAUUUGAUGGUCGAAUAUGCCGAUUUUUACGAAAACAUCCAAGCUUCCUCCGAAACUCUACAAUGUCCGAGAUGCAGCGCUUCGGUGCCCGCGAAUCCGGGAGUUUGCGCGAACUGCGGUGAAAACGUGUUCCAAUGCCACAAAUGCCGCGCCAUUAAUUACGACGAGAAAGAUCCGUUCCUAUGUCACGCGUGCGGCUUUUGCAAGUACGCCAAAUUCGAUUUCAGUCUGUUGGCCAAGCCCUGUUGCGCCGUCGAGCCGAUAGAAAACGACGAGGACAGGAAGAAGACCGUAUCGAGCAUCAAUUCGCUGUUGGAGAAGGCCGACAGGGUCUACAAACAGCUGAUAGCGAACAAACCGACGUUGGAAUCGUUGGUGUUGAAGAUCACCGAGCAUAGGUCGGAUAGAAAGUCUGACGAUUCAUCUUCGUCGAAUUCGACUUCGAACACGGCGGCUUCCGCCGCUACCGGCGGUUCUCAGCUCAAAGUUAACAAAACCAUACAAAUGCUGGCGCAACAGUACUGUAACGAAUGUAAAACGUCGUUCGAAGAACUCAGUAAGAUCAUUCAAAAAGUAUUAGUAUCGAGGAAGGAGCUGGUCGCUUACGACAGAAAACACAGGGAUAUGGAGCUGCCGAAAUCGACGCCCGUCCUCAACGAUUCGCUCAUCGCCUCGUCGUGCUUCAACAACCGCUGCUACGGUUGUUCGACCGCCGCCACGGAACACUGCUUGACGCUACUUCGGGCGCUCGCGCACAAUUCGACGACGAGACAGGUGCUCUGCGCCAAAGGGCUCAUCCAGGAGCUCGUUUGGAACAACCUGCGCAACGGCACCGUGCACAAUCAGGAGGAGGUCAGGCAGUUGCUGUGCGUCCUCACCAAGGACAACCGCGAGGCCACCGAUGAGCUUUGUAAUCUGCUGAUGGAGAGGAUCAGUUUGAGCUUGAGCGGCCACAUCAGCGCCGCCGAUUUGGGCACCGGCGUCCGGCACGAGAUCGCCUUGCUGUCGGCGAUGGUGCAGAAGGAGGACGAUUGUUGGGAGUUGAAGUUGCGCUGCAUGAUGGGAUUGUUUUUGAAAGCGUGCGAGGGCUCGAAGAGUCCUUUGGUCAUGGAGUCGGUUAUAUUACCGUGCUUGAAGAUCCUGCAAAGUUUAAUGAAACCACCUGAUAAUAACAAGAAAACUAAGGAUAAAUCGAACGCGUAUAGUAUUAAUAACGUUCCUUUGGCGGGCACGACUGUUGAUGUAAGGAAAUUUUUGGAAAAAGAUCCCGAUCACACGUUCAACGGUUGGAAAACCCGUUUCCCUAACACUUCUGAAUGUCCAUCGACAUCGAAACCCAGCAAAGACGAGAUUCGAAGGUACUACGUACAAGAAAAGUACGCGCGCAAAUGGAAAUUACACGCGAAGAAACUCUACGCGCGCGACAAGCUCAACCUCAACGACACGUCUUGGUUGAAAGCGGUCAUCUUCAAUUCGAGUUCCCGAUUGGCCCGGCAGGUGGCCUGCGGCAUUUUGGAAACCAUGUGCAGCUCGUUCGAGCGCAAACGCGACAUCUUGGAUUUGCUGACGCAAUUCCUGGUUGAAUUGAGCGCGGCCGGCGAGAGCGCCGCCGAAUUCCUGGCCCUCUACCAGAACCUCAUACAGGAGACGCCCUGGAAGCAGUACCUGACCGUCAACGGGGUGCUGUUGGUGUUGGCGCAUUUGAUCACCGUCGAAAUCGAGCAGUUGCAUCGAUUGGAACAGACCACUCUGACGUCCGAUCUGGCCCAGGGGUACGCUUUGAACCAGAUCACGGAGUUGUUGGCGUCGUUUUUGGACGACGCCACCAUCCGGAGGCACUACAAGGGCAGAUUGGUGGGGGCCGUGUUGAACGGGUACCUGUCGUUGAGGCGAUUGGUCGUCCAACGGACCAGAUUGAUCGACGAUACGCAGGAGAAGUUGUUGGAAUUGUUGGAGGAGAUGACGACGGGUACCGAAGAGGAAACCAAAGCUUUCAUGUCGGUGUGCAUAAAGACGGUGGAACGUUACAGCCUUCAAGAUAUACUGACGCCCGUGUUUAUAUUCGAGCGUUUGUGCUCGAUCAUCUAUCCCGAAGAGAACGACGUCGGGGAGUUUUUCCUCACGCUCGAUAAAGAUCCGCAACAGGAAGACUUUCUACAGGGCCGCAUGUUGGGCAAUCCCUAUUGCAGCUUGGAAGCCGGAUUGGGUCCUCUAAUGAGAGACGUGAAGAACAAAAUUUGCCAGGAUUGCGAAUUAGUCGCUCUAUUGGAAGACGACAACGGCAUGGAACUGUUAGUUAAUAAUAAGAUUAUGAGUUUAGAUUUACAAGUUAAGGAUGUAUAUAAAAAGAUUUGGUUAGCCGAAGGCGGCGAUCACGAACCGAUGAGGAUAGUGUACAGAAUGAGAGGAUUACUCGGAGACGCUACGGAGGAAUUCAUUGAAAAUCUAAGUAAUAAAUCGCAAAGCGACAUCGACAACGAAGAGGUGUAUAAAAUGGCCAACGUCUUGGCCGAAUGCGGUGGUCUUCAGGUAAUGGUAAUUCGAUUGGGAGCGAUACAGAGCGUGUCUAGAGCCAAGCCGCUCCUUCAAGUGUUGUUGAAAUUAUUCAGAUUAUGCGUGAAAGUGAACCGUUGCCAGGAAGUGUUGAUUCAACCCGAAAUCAAAUCGAUGGAAGUGUUCUUACGUACACUCCAACUAUGCCUCGACAGUGAUCAAGAUUCUAGUCAGAACGGUGUAACCGAACAACUUUUAGACAUUAUGGAAACCAUUCUAUCGAAAGCGACCGGCGAAUCCGAGGAGAAGUUCAAGGAAUUCUCCAAGACUUUAGGUAGCGCCGACUACGUCAAAUCCCUGCUAUCUUGUACCAAUCAACCUGUGGUAAAAACCAAUUCCGUACUAGUCCAUUUAACGCGAGUAUUGGCCGCGUUGGUGUACGACAACAAAGAAAAAAUGAAAAUAUUACUGGAUCACUUCAAUCCCGUUUUGGAUUUCGUCAAAUACGAUUGGGAACACACUCCGGACGAUCAACAGAAAUUGGAAAUGUUCUGCGUACUGACGAACGGCAUCGAAAAGAACUCGAUCGGUAACACUUUGAAAGACUACAUUAUCAGUUUAGACGUAGUGAAAAACGCGCUGGAGUACAUCAAAGUCCACGCGCCCUGCGUCAAACCCACUCUACUGCGCGUCGACAGCGACGAAUUGAAGGAUUUCAUUUCGAAGCCGGCCCUGAAGUACAUUCUACGCUUUCUCACGGGAUUGGCGCACAGCCACGAGAAAACCCAAUUGGCUAUAGCCUCCGCCGAAACCAUACCGAUCAUCCACCGUUUAGAGCAAGUUUCGUCCGACGAACACGUCGGUUCGCUGGCGGAGAAUUUGCUCGAGGCCCUUUGCACUAAUCCCGAGGUCGCCAAGCAAAUCGACGCCGUUCGGGACUUUACCCGUUCCGAGAAAAAACGCCUCGCCAUGGCCAUGAGAGAGAAACAACUCGGCCAAUUGGGAAUGAGAACCAACGACAAAGGUCAAGUUACGGCGAAAUCGAAUAUCCUGCACCAGAUCGAAGAGCUGGGCGAGGAGUCGGGAUUGGUGUGUUGCAUUUGCCGGGAGGGUUACAAAUAUCAACCGACGAAAGUAUUAGGAUUGUAUACGUUUACGAAGAGAUGCAACGUCGAAGAGUUCGAAGUGAAACCGAGGAAGACCGUCGGCUACACGACCGUCAGUCACUUCAAUAUCGUGCACAUCGAUUGUCACAUGAGCGCUGUCAGGUUGGCCAGGGCGCGUGAUGAAUGGGAAUCGGCGGCGCUGCAAAAUGCGAACACCAAAUGUAACGGUCUGUUGCCUUUGUGGGGCCCGCAAGUGCCGGAAUCGGCGUUCGCUAGUUGUUUGGCACGUCAUAACACAUAUUUACAGGAUAGCACUAAUCACAGAGAUAUCGGUCACAGUUCUACGAUACACGAUUUGAAGAUUUUAUUGUUGAAAUUCGCCCACGAAAAGUCCUUCCACGAAGAUACAGGCGGCGGUGGGGCCCAAAGUAACAUGCACCUUAUACCUUACCUCAUCCAUGUAGCUUUAUAUGUGAUAAAUACCACGAGGGUAAAUAAACGCGAAGAGUCGAGUUUGAAGGCGUAUUUGGAGAAUUCGAACCUGGAGAAAUGGUUGGAGUCUGCUUACGAAGCGGAAGGUCCUCUGUAUUGGCUGACUAUAUCGGUUUUACUUCAUUCUUACCAGCAGUGGCAGGCGCAUAAACUUUCUCACCUCCGUAGAAUUUUGAUACUUUCGCAUAUGCGACAUUGUCACCCAUCAGGCCCCGUGAAAAGCAUAUCAGAUAAAGAGGUGAAGGAUUACGCGGUGUACAAGCCUCACUUGCUUUUCUUUGCAUUAAUAGACGGAAUCUACAACUAUUUAUUCAAGAAUGUCGGGGGCUCUGACGAACAGUGGUCUACUAAUUUGGCGGAUUACAUUCGCCACAACGAUGAGACUCUAUUAAAGUCUUCGGAAAAACUACUGGCCGCUUAUACGGAGGAAUUUUUACCCUGUACUUACUUUACUGAAUUUUGUGAUGUGGCAGGUUUACUAGAUGUUAUACCUAAUCCUGAAUCGUAUAUUAGCGACCUGUUAAACGGGAUGUCUUAAUGUAAAAAAUUUCUGAAUUAUAAAACAAUGGCUGUACACUGUUUUUACUAAUUGCUUGCUGCUAGGUUGUAACCUAUAUGUAGAAUAUAUUUGCUUGUUAUUGGAGUUUUAGAGACUACUAAAUUAUUGUAACUAAAUGGAAUAAUUAUAUCUUUUAUUUGAAUUAAUUAAUGAAUUUCAAGAAUAUAUUUCCUUUUUU
This is a messenger RNA of Phyllotreta striolata, 15864 nucleotides long. NCBI's taxonomy places the organism in Eukaryota, Metazoa, Arthropoda, Insecta, Coleoptera, Chrysomelidae. The record is from the annotation of a GenBank genome assembly.